AUGUCUGCCACUGGGCGAUUUCAGGCUGGCCAAGCAGGUGGACCUAGGAGUGGUUCUGUGGACACUCUUCAUGAUCGUGCUUCAGUCGGGGAUCUAUCUUCCCUCGCUCCUUUAGUGCGGAGUUACGAGAAAGUAAUGCCAGUUCGUUUGCCGAUGGAGUGUCUGGCUCGUCCCUUAGUGUUGUUCGGCCCUCUCAAGGAGCGCAUCACUGAGGCUUUGCUAGCCCGUGAAGACAAGCAAUUCGUAUGCUGCGUCCCACGUAAGUUGCCAGCUUCUGUAUUGUGA
Protopolystoma xenopodis is the source of this 285-nucleotide messenger RNA. NCBI's taxonomy places the organism in Eukaryota, Metazoa, Platyhelminthes, Monogenea, Polystomatidea, Polystomatidae. The record is from the annotation of a GenBank genome assembly.